UGGCGGAAACACAUGAUUCAACAGUGGGAGCACACGCAACAAACAGUUCCAUUUUCACCCACAAUUCUUAAAUGUUCACAUGUAAUCAUCUAAAAUUUUAUCCCUUAUUGUUCAUAUCUUCAUAUAAGUUCAUGAUUACGUAUACGGCACUCUUAACUAGAGAGGGAUUGCCGUUGCUCCACUGAUGACAUUUGGAAAAUUGUCUGCGAAAACAACAUCCGGGGAAUUCAUGUUAAAUAGCUGACAGGGGGCGCUUCCGAUUUAUGUCAAUAACAUUCGUGAUUUUUUUUACCAAUUUAAGUUUUCCUCUAAUCCGUUUAAACAAACCAAAGCUUCAUACGACUUGGGGCAUGUUUUAAGUAUUUUGAUGUUAUGAUUUCAUUCUUUGAACUGGAAAUUUAUCAAUAUUUAAGUCAUUAGAUGCUAAAUUGUGAAAGUGAAAGUAGGCUCUGUGAUAGACUUGCACAUGCUCGAGUUUUGCAAUAUACUACUUGGAGAAUGAAUACAUCAUGGUUUUGUCAGUAAUUGUGGCGGAUACAUUUCAACGACUUGCAUACUGUGAUUGUGCAUAGUUGUUUAGUUUUUGACUUUUCAAUUUUUGAGUAUUCUUGUAAACAAUGUUUCUUGCUCUUUAGUUAGCUUACAUAGAUGGCUUUAUUUUCCUCUUACACAACUUUAUUGUCUUGUUCUAGAGUCUAGACAGGGAACAUACUUCUUACAGAAAUAUAUGUCCUUGUUUUUGCUAGUGUAACAGAAGAGGAAAAAUGCAACCGCAAGACUAGGAGUCAAACCUGGACUUCCGAACUCUAGACUUUCUAACCAUUUGAGCUAUCUUGUCUCCAGCGUUCAUCCCUAUCCACCUCCUCAUAACUAGACUAGGCAUUUGCACAAUGCAUUUUAUUGUACUGCAUAUAUAGCUCGAAACUUGAACUGACACUUUAUAUGAAGUGCAUUGGCUGUUUCUUAUAUCAGGACAAAAUAUCUUUAAACAGGUUGAGUAAUAUCCCCCUGGAGUCUUAUAUAUUGUUAAGUGUUACUUAGUAUUUUAUGUAUAAGCUAAGCUUUUAUAGUUGCUUGUAAAGGUAGCAUACCUUGGUUGGCUAUUAUGUAGCACAACAGUUUGGGUAACUUGCAUCUAGAAAAAUGUUCAGACAGUUAGGAAAUGAGGAUUCUACUACUGAGUAAUAAGAAUGGAGUUCAAAGAAUUCACCACUCCUUAUCAGUUAAAUAUUCUGUUAAGUAUACCCCCUAAUUCUCUCCUUGGUAGUCAAUAGUCAUAUAUUACAGUUUAGGAAGUUUUAGAAUUGAGCAAUCCUUGUAAAGUUGCAGAAAAUUAUCAAAUACACAAUUUACAUGAUGGAUACUGUGCUUUACAAUCAGGUAAUGGGUCCUCAGAAUCACCUUAAUACCCUUUUUUGUGAAAACCUCUAGGCUAGUGAAUGCAUUACUCAUCGGUGAUAUACCGGGUACAUGUUCAAUGUAUAACGUACACUUAAUAUUGGAAAAAACUACUCUUUAGAUUCAGUAAAGAGCACUGAUGGAAAUGUAUUAUAGAUGUUACUUCUCUAAUUAUUUAACAUUAACAAUCAUCAGCUUAUUCACAUAUAGAAGUGAAUUAGAAUUGUAACAUUUUGUUUCAGUAUUGAGAUCACUAUCAUUUGUAUUGCUUACUAUGAACAUAAGUAAAAUAGAGGAUGGUGAGAAUGUGUUCUUGUACACAUUAGGUUAGAAGUCGAGUGCCAACAGCCAUCAGUUGUAAGGAUGUCUAGGAUUGUGAGUAGUGCCCAUGCAUGUGUGACCUGAAAUUGCAGUGUUAUCUUCUGGAUCAUUAUACGGACUGCUGAUCUGGAAGAAUUUCUGUAGGACUGGAAUGUACAGAGAAUACAAUAGGAAAAACAGACCAGUUAUUGCUUUGACCAGACAACAAGGAUGGAAAAGGGCUCGUCUUAUAUACUGAAUGACUACUUAUCAGGAGCCAUUGCAGGUUCUGUAGGAGUAGUUUCUGGUCACCCCUUUGACACUGUUAAGGUCCAGUUACAAGUUCAGUCUGCAGAGAACAAGUAUAAGUCCUUACUGGAUUGUGUGUCCACAGUGAGAAAACAGAAACUGUCCAAAGGGUUUUUUCGUGGAUUAUCCUGGCCCAUGUUUUCUGCUGGAGUGAUCAACUCGGUGUACUUCGGAGUGUACGGAUAUACACUGAAAGUACUUGGUGGAAAUAAAGAAGAAAACAGUACACCUCCAUACCUCAAGAUACUAUUUGCUGGCUGCUUAGGAGGUGUGGUUCAGUUGAUCCCAGCAUGCCCAGCAGAAGUCAUUAAGGUCGUUUUACAGUCACAAAUACCUCAUGGCAACCUCCAAGGAGCCAAAUUUUACAAGGGUCCUUUGGAAGGUGCUGCACACAUCUUGAGACUACAUGGUUUAAGGGGGAUGUAUCGAGGUCUGCCCACUCAGUGUAUCAGGGAUGUUCCAGCUAACGGCAUUUACUUCCUGACAUUUGAGUUUCUAACCUUCAAUGGAUCAAGCAAGCUACCUUUUAUACCUGCUGCUGUGCAAAAUUUUUUCGCGGGUGGUAUAGCUGGCGUUCUUAGUUGGAUGGCGAUUAUACCGUUUGAUGUGGUGAAAAGUCGCCUGCAAGCUGACUGUGAUAGUAAGCGUUAUAAAGGGUUUCUAGAUUGUGCCUUGGCUUGCUACAGGCAGGACGGUUUAUCAGUGUUUUUUCGGGGUCUCUCCAUGGUGGCUUUGAGAGCAUUUCCAGUUAAUGCUGUUACAUUCAUGGUUUAUGUUGAAAGUAUGAAACUUCUUGGAGAGGAAGUUAGUUAUGCUUAAUAGGAUAUACAAUCAUAUCGGGUCCAGUUAUGUUAUUAUUUCUGACUUCUGUAUCCCAAUUUCUAGUAUGUCUAUUGUUCAUUUUGGAAAAAAUAGAUUUUGCCAGUAAAUAUCAAUGCUUUUAUCCAAAAUUUGCUGCCAGCAACUUUUCUUUAAAAAAAAAAAAUUUGAUAGAGCAAAAACGAUAUCAAAAUGGGUAUUUUUAGGUCCCCUCAGACAAAGUUUCAAGAGACCUAUUCUAAUCGCCUUUUGUCUGUCGUCCUUCGUGCGUCCGUAAACAAUUUACAUUUUCGACUUCUUCUCCAAAACCGCUCAAUCACAUUCAAUGAAA
Pecten maximus is the source of this 3157-nucleotide messenger RNA. RefSeq names its product solute carrier family 25 member 45-like. The record is from RefSeq and is a predicted model, not a curated record. Lineage: Eukaryota; Metazoa; Mollusca; Bivalvia; Pectinida; Pectinidae. Gene Ontology annotation, biological process: transmembrane transport. The transcript is spliced from 7 exons. Gene Ontology annotation, molecular function: transmembrane transporter activity. The coding region runs from base 1930 to 2826 and encodes 298 amino acids. Gene Ontology annotation, cellular component: mitochondrion.